AUGGUUACUGGGCUGAAUGUAGACGAAUCCGUACCUGCAUCAACCUUCUGCGAGACUUGCGUCAAAGCCAAGUCCCACGUCACUCCGUUCCCACCAGCAUCUGACAGUCAAUACACCGAAAUUGGCGACCUGACCUUCACCGAUGUGUGGGGACCCUCGCACGUGAUUGCCAUUGAUGGUUCCCGAUACUACGUCUCAUUUACGGACGCUGCAACACGACGAACAGUGCUCUACUUCCUAAAACGGAAGUCAGACAUCAAGGAUCGGAUGCGCGACUACGUGGAAUACAUACAGACACAGGCAGGGAAGCGCGUUAAAGCCUUCCGCUGUGACAACGGGGGUGAAUAUGUCAACGACGAUGUUCGGACCUUCCUCCGGUGA
Molecule: messenger RNA, 381 nt
Organism: Mycena citricolor
Lineage: Eukaryota; Fungi; Basidiomycota; Agaricomycetes; Agaricales; Mycenaceae
Source: the annotation of a GenBank genome assembly